AUGAGCGGCUCUCACUCCAGCUCUACGGGCAACAACUUCACAAACGAGCGAGAGGAUCCUCGAGUCGCAGUAUACGAUCCGCAUGCUGCGGAUUGGGAGGACGAUGAGGAAGAUGACGACAUGAACUAUGUCUAUGCCCCGCAAGGUAGCGACGACGAAGAUGAUGAGGAUGGGGACUAUCAUGAUGCUCCGGAAGACCUUAGCGGCGUAGAGAUAGAGUUCGAGAUGACCGAAACGGACGAGCAAGAGGGAGAAGUCGACGACGAUGAGGAAGAAGAAGAAGAAAAUGAGGAUAGAGCACCAGCGGUCGUGACCGGACUGCCACGGCCAAUAACCAUCACACAGGAGCAGUUAAUGCGAUUACUGGGCCACGCCGGUCUAACCCGACUUCUCGCCCGAGGCCACCCAUCUCGCCUCCGCCACUUUUCAGGAAUAGAAGACGAAGAUGAUGAUAGUGAACCUGAUACUGGAUAUGGAGGGGUAAAUCCGCGGGCGAGGCGGGGCCGUGGGAGGAAAGCAUUUCAGAAGGUCCCGAGCGAUGAAGGCAGGGCACUUAUGGAGUCGGGAAACUUUGGAUCAAACACUCGUCGGGAGGACACAAUCACACGAAAGAAGAAACUGCAGUACCGGAUCAUGCGAAGGGAACUGGGCCUCGGAAGCACCGGACGACAGAGCAACAGCAAUCAUCAGAUGAGCCAAGGCUUAAUACCAUCCUCGAAGGCGGAUAUAAUCAUAAACUACAACGCUCGUUGCUACUCUGGCCAGUUCUCGAAUGACGGAAACUUCUUCUUCUCCUGCGCCCAGGACUUCAGGACCGUUGUGUAUCCUUACGGCCAAUGGACCAUCACUGAUGCCUCACUGAGUCCGGACAACCAAUUUUUAGCCUAUAGCUCUAUCCGCAGUGUUGUGUGUUUAGCCGCGACCGAUCCAAACCAAGAGUCCGAACCUACACUUCUAGAUUUCGCACAUCUGGGCACACGCCAAAGAGGUGGUUGGAGAGCUCAAGGUUUCUUUGGGAUUUGGUCAAUAAGAUUCUCAGGCGAUGGCCGCGAGAUCGUGGCAGGGACAGGCGAUAGUUCCGUAUACGUUUACGACAUAGAGCGACAGCAGUCUAUCCUCCGCAUUCCUGGACAUUCCGAGGAUGUCAACGCUGUCUGUUUCGGCGACUCUCAAUCACCUCACAUAUUAUAUUCCGGCUCGGAUGACACCACGCUCAAAGUAUGGGACCGAAGAAGCAUGGGCGACGGACGGGAAGCGGGUGUGUUCCUCGGCCACACCGAAGGUCUGACGUAUGUCGAUAGCAAAGGUGACGGAAGAUACGUUCUCAGCAACGCCAAAGACCAGACAGCAAAGCUAUGGGAUCUCCGGAAAAUGUUGAGCAAGGAGAAAGCAGAUCAGAUUGACCCUGGCGCCUAUACCACUAACUUCGAAUACCGGACCAACGCUUACGACGAUAACGACUACCGACCGCAUCCACAUGACUGCUCCCUUGUAACGUUCAGAGGCCACAAGGUGCUAAAGACUCUUAUUCGGUGUCACUUUUCGCCACCUGGGAGCACAGACUCGCGAUACGUCUACUCCGGGAGUUACGACGGCUCAGUGUACAUCUGGAACCUUGACGCUACGCUGGCUGGGAAGGUAGACGUCCUGACGGCGACUCGAAAUUCACGGCCAAGAGAUCCCAGCGUCCUCGUAGAGACGUACGAUUUCAUUGGCAGGAAUGGAGGAGCUUGGCAAACCUGCGUCAGAGAUGCCAGUUGGCAUCCUGAUGCUCCCGUCAUUGCCGCAACCUCAUGGAAUGGCUGGGGUAUCUCGAACGGCACGUGUACGGUGCACUCCUGGAACGACGGCGUGGACGAAGAUGAGGCUGAGCCGAGAAUGGGCAAAAGGGUGAAUGCCCAGCUAGAACAUGAUGAUCGCCUCUACGCCGCUCCAACAUAUAGGAGCACGAGAGCACGGCGAACGGUUAUCAUCAAUGACGAUGACGAUGACGAUGACGACCCUGAUUGGUUUGGCGAGUAG
Molecule: messenger RNA, 2022 nt
Organism: Mytilinidion resinicola
Lineage: Eukaryota; Fungi; Ascomycota; Dothideomycetes; Mytilinidiales; Mytilinidiaceae
Product: WD40 repeat-like protein
Exons: 6
Coding region: 1-2022 (673 amino acids)
Biological process (GO): proteasome-mediated ubiquitin-dependent protein catabolic process
Cellular component (GO): Cul4-RING E3 ubiquitin ligase complex
Molecular function (GO): protein binding
Source: RefSeq, a predicted model, not a curated record